CACUGAGCCUCACCCAGGGCAAGAAUGGGGUCCCUGCACCCCCUACUAUUUUGGGGUGAGGGGCAACAGGCUUUCCCACCCUUGUGGCCCUUGGGGGGUCUCCCACCCCCUCACCCCGACCCCCCUCCCUCUGCAGAGACUCCCACCUUCCUCACCCUGCGGGACACAGCCCCCCGCCGGCCCCCCCUGCGCCCCACGGCCUUCUCAGGGUGCCUGAACUGCAGCCGUGUCGGGGAGCUGACGGCCCGGCUCGCCACCCUCGAGGCGCAGGUGGCCCGGCUGGCAGCGGCAGAGCCCCCCACCCCCCCAGCGCCCAAGGGCGGCCCCCCGGGCCGGGGGCAGCUCUGGGGGUCCCCGGCGGCCCGCGGGAGCCCCGGCGAUGACGGGAGACCCGGCCCCAGGGGACCCCCCGGCCCCAAGGGCGACGCGGGAGGACGGGGCCCGUCGGGAAUUCCGGGAGUGAAGGGGCCGACGGGGCCGCCAGGUCCCCCCGGCCCGCCGGGACCCCCCGGCCGGGACGGGGCCAGGGGGCUCCCAGGAGAGAAGGGACCCCCCGGGCCCCCCGGACCCCCAGGCCCCCCUGCCCCCGUGGGACCGGCGCCCCCCCGCCUGGCCCAGCCCAGUAAGGGGGGCUGGGAUAAGGGGACGGGGGGGGAGGGUUUGCACCAGCUCCGGGAGGCGCUGAAGAUUUUAGCGGAGAGGGUUUUAAUCUUGGAAACAAUGAUUGGGCUCUACGGUGAGUAGGGGCACGGGGACCCCCGGGGUGCCCCCCCGUCCAGGGGUGCCCCCCAUGCCUGCCAGCAGGUCCCUGUGACGUCACGGUGGCCCUUGGCUUGCUGAUACCAUGGAGCUGUGGGGAGGGGACCCUCGGCACCCCCUCACCUCCAAGUGGGGGAGUGGGCCCAGGGGGGUGACCCCCACUUUGAGGGGUGACCCCCAUCCCUGCUGGCAGGUCACCAGGUC
Messenger RNA from Lepidothrix coronata (blue-crowned manakin), 963 nucleotides. It is a transcript of the gene EMID1, whose product is annotated as EMI domain containing 1. The transcript has 6 exons. The record is from RefSeq and is a predicted model, not a curated record. Lineage: Eukaryota; Metazoa; Chordata; Aves; Passeriformes; Pipridae. The coding region runs from base 25 to 744 and encodes 239 amino acids.